Penicillium longicatenatum is the source of this 768-nucleotide messenger RNA. RefSeq names its product HNH endonuclease. NCBI's taxonomy places the organism in Eukaryota, Fungi, Ascomycota, Eurotiomycetes, Eurotiales, Aspergillaceae. The transcript is spliced from 2 exons. Bases 1 to 768 code for a protein of 255 amino acids. The record is from RefSeq and is a predicted model, not a curated record.
AUGACAUCGCAUGAAAACUAUAAAAUCUUCCGAGAAUGUCUCUCGAGCGCUAUUGUCGCGCGCUCCGAAAAACCGACGUCUAAACGCAGGACGAAAGUUAAGCGCAAUGGACGAAAAGAGGUGACCGUCACCAAGACCGAGGCCGUAUCCGAACGAGCAAACCCAGAGGAACUGGCUGAAUUCAUCGAUUUCAUCGCCUCCGAAACCUUUGACUCCUUCCCUGAAGAUCUGAAGACACUUUCCUACGCCGGGAUACAGCACGAUACCGAUCUUUCGAAAAAAUAUAUUCCACUCGAUAAAGACACGCCCCUCGACCGCGCGGUCCUUGACUCGAUAUGCACAGUAACUCCCGUCGAUGUAACAGACUCGUUAUCCGUCUACGGACUCAUCCCUGACUCGGCCGAUUUCCCGGAUUUCAUAUCCCCGGUUCUGUCAGAAUAUAUUAGUAGCGUGACGACUGGACCGCCGGCGUGGUCGACGACGAAGACAGAUGCAUGUGAAAUCUGCGAGCGGGACUGGAUCCCGUUAUCGUAUCAUCAUUUGAUACCGCGGGGUGUGCAUGCGAAAGUUAUAAAGAAAGGAUGGCAUGAUGAGUGGAUGUUGAAUAGUGUUGCGUGGCUUUGUAGAGCCUGCCAUAGCUUUGUGCAUCGGAUGGCAAGCAACGAGGAGUUAGCAAGAGAGUGGUUUACUGUCGAGAGGAUUAUGGAGAGAGAGGAUGUGAGGGAUUGGGCGAAUUGGGUUGGGAGGGUGAGGUGGAAGGCGACAUGA